AUGAGCGACGAAUACGAGCAUCUAGGUCCACUUGGUGAUGCACAACCUCUAGGAAUAGGGCCUCCAGGUGCAGUUCCACUAUAUCCAGCUCCUUGUUCUCCACUACAGCCACCGCCUCCACCGCCGCCACCAUCACAACAGGGUGAGGCUCAACCGCGUUCCAAAACAACACCGCCAUGUGUCGCUCAGAACUCACCAAGAGAGCAAGUUCAAAAAAUGUCUGAAAAAAGCGAGGUAAAACAAGGUUAA
Angiostrongylus costaricensis is the source of this 249-nucleotide messenger RNA. The record is from the annotation of a GenBank genome assembly. NCBI's taxonomy places the organism in Eukaryota, Metazoa, Nematoda, Chromadorea, Rhabditida, Metastrongylidae.